Zalophus californianus (California sea lion) is the source of this 1750-nucleotide messenger RNA. Its product is annotated as 14-3-3 protein theta-like. The transcript has a single exon. The record is from RefSeq and is a predicted model, not a curated record. Gene Ontology annotation, biological process: signal transduction. NCBI's taxonomy places the organism in Eukaryota, Metazoa, Chordata, Mammalia, Carnivora, Otariidae. Gene Ontology annotation, cellular component: cytoplasm. The coding region runs from base 1 to 732 and encodes 243 amino acids.
AUGGAGAAGACGGAGCUGAUCCAGAAGGCGAAGCUGGCCGAACAGGCCGAGCGCUACGACGACAUGGCCACCUGCAUGAAGGCCGUGACCGAGCAGGGUGCCGAGCUGUCCAACGAGUGCAACCUGCUCUCGGUGGCCUACAAAAACGUGGUCGGGGGCUGCAGGUCUGCCUGGAGAGUCAUCUCGAGCAUCGAGCAGAAAAGCGACACCUCGGACAAGAAGUUGCAGCUGAUUAAGGACUAUCGGGAGAAAGUGGAGUCUGAGCUAAGGUCCAUCUGCACCACAGUGCUGGAAUUGUUGGAUAAGUAUUUAAUAGCCAAUGCAACUAAUCCAGAGAGUAAGGUCUUCUAUCUGAAAAUGAAGGCAGAUUACUUCCGGUACCUUGCUGAAGUUGCAUGUGGUGAUGAUCGAAAACAAAUGAUAGAUAAUUCCCAAGGAGCUUACCAAGAAGCUUUUGAUAUAAGCAAGAAAGAGAUGCAGCCCACACACCCAAUCCGACUGGGGCUGGCUCUUAACUUUUCUGUAUUUUACUAUGAGAUCCUUAAUAACCCAGAGCUUGCCUGCACACUGGCUAAAACAGCUUUUGAUGAGGCCAUUGCAGAACUUGAUACACUGAAUGAAGAUUCAUACAAAGACAGCACCCUCAUCAUGCAGUUGCUUAGAGACAACCUAACAUGGACAUCAGACAGUGCAGGAGAAGAAUGUGAUGUGGCAGAAGGGGCAGAAAACUAAAUGCAUACAGGGUGGUCAUCCUUCUUCCCCUCAAGAAACCUUUUUACUCAUCUCCAUUCCUUAUUCUCUUUGGAUUUCCUAUAGCAAAGAAACCCACUCUUGUGUAUGGAAUCAACUGUUUAUAGUCUUUUCACACUGCAGCUUUGGGAAAACUCCAUUCCUUGAUUUGUGUUUGUCUUGGCUUUCCUGGUGUGCAGUUACUGCGGUAGAAAAGUAUUAAGAGCUUCAUUUCAUAUAAACAUAAGUAACUUCCAAACACUUAUGUAGAGGACUAAAAAUGUAUCUGGUACUGAAGUAAUCUGAACCAGUUCUGCAAGUGACUGUAUUUUGUAUUACUAUGAAGAUAUGAAAAUGUAGUCAUUACAAUUUACAAAGUGUUCUACAUAACUUAAUUUCUACAUUCCCUCCCUUACUCUUCUUCAGGGGUUUCCUUUGAGUAAGCAACUUUUCCUUGCUCUUAAUGUAUUCCUUUUUGGUAGGAAUCCAGAAGUAUUCGAUUGAAUGGAAAAGCAUUUGGCAUUUCUGCGCUGGGGGUCACAAAUUGAAAUGCCUCCUGUAUCAUAUAUGAUGGAGGUCUUGUAUAUCUGUGACAACAGGAAGUUUCCUUAUUCAUUCUUCGCUGCUGCUGUUUAAGUUGACAACUUCCCUUCCCAAUAAAAAUUCACUUACACCUCCUGCCUUUGUAGUUCUGGUAUUCACUUUACUAUGUAAUAGAAGUAGCAUGUUGCUGCCAGAACACAAGCAUUGCUUUUGGCAAAUUAAGGUGCAUGUCAUUUUUUACUACACUAGAAAGGGAAAAUAAAGUACACAAGUCCAAGUCUAAAACGUUAGUACUUUUCCAUGCAGAUUUGUGCACAUAUGAGAGGGUGUCCAGUUUGUCUAGUGAUUGUCAUGUAGAGAGUUGGACCACUAUUGUGUGUUGCUAAUCAUUGACUGUAGUUCCAAAAAAGCCUUGUGGAAAUGUUAUGCCCUAUGUAACAGCAGAGUAACAUAAAAUAAAACUACAUUUUGUAAACCA